AGUGUCCUACACACGUUCUUGUGCACUGGAUCUCGAAACACGGCCCAAUUUUGUCCACUCGAGAACUGGAGUCAAAGCCUGGCCCCGCCGUCUCCUUUCCGUCAUGAAGGUCUUUUCUUCAUCAUGCACAUUUGAUUAUUCGUGGGAGGAGGUAUCGACCGCAAAUUGGCGCAAGUACUGCCCUUGGAAUGACAAGUCCACACAUGUCGUGGCAGUAGACACUCUUUCUCGAAGCGUGGAUAUGCAAACCGGUAUACUGCGCACCGAACGUUUGAUCACCUGUAAUCAGUCCGUGCCACAAUGGGUACUCUCACUAUUUGGAGGCAGCGCUACGUCUCAUGUAUACGAAGUAUCAUAUGUUGAUCCAAUUUCCAAAAUGGUCACGAUGUGCUCGACAAAUCUCACGUGGUCGAAUGUCCUCAGUGUCAGGGAAACCGUUGUCUACCAACCAUCACUGCUGGAUCCAUCUUCAAGUACACAGUUCAGCCAAGAAGCGAAGAUUACCGCUCUUUGUGGGGGUUGGCAGAAAAUCAAGAACAAAGUCGAGGAGGCCAGUGUUGAACGCUUUAGUCAGAACGCGAAGCGAGGCCGAGAAGGAUUUGAAGCUGUUCUGGAAAUGAGUCGACGAGUCUUCAGUGAACAACGCGAGCACGACAAAAACCAACUCUGAAUUGAGGUUCUCCUCGGCUUGACACAUAGUCACCGGACACAGUCAACCAUUAUCUUUUCAAGCGUUUGCAUAUAUAUGGCGUUCCUUUGAGUUCUUUCCAGCGUCUCGACUUCAGGGAAUCUUUCAGCUCCAUUCUUGCGAUUUACUCACCAGCCCUACAUUUUCAAACCGCUGUCCCACCAGUGUUAGUGCUUGGACUCAAAUGCCCACCCGCCAUUGCAAAG
This is a messenger RNA of Aspergillus fijiensis CBS 313.89, 894 nucleotides long. RefSeq names its product putative mitochondrial protein sorting (Msf1). Gene Ontology annotation, cellular component: mitochondrial intermembrane space. Bases 104 to 670 code for a protein of 188 amino acids. Gene Ontology annotation, molecular function: phosphatidic acid transfer activity. Gene Ontology annotation, biological process: phospholipid transport. The record is from RefSeq and is a predicted model, not a curated record. NCBI's taxonomy places the organism in Eukaryota, Fungi, Ascomycota, Eurotiomycetes, Eurotiales, Aspergillaceae. The transcript has 2 exons.